Anopheles moucheti is the source of this 1578-nucleotide messenger RNA. It is a transcript of the gene PCID2, whose product is annotated as PCI domain-containing protein 2 homolog. The transcript has a single exon. NCBI's taxonomy places the organism in Eukaryota, Metazoa, Arthropoda, Insecta, Diptera, Culicidae. Gene Ontology annotation, molecular function: double-stranded DNA binding; RNA binding. Gene Ontology annotation, biological process: transcription elongation by RNA polymerase II; post-transcriptional tethering of RNA polymerase II gene DNA at nuclear periphery; poly(A)+ mRNA export from nucleus. The coding region runs from base 251 to 1438 and encodes 395 amino acids. The record is from RefSeq and is a predicted model, not a curated record. Gene Ontology annotation, cellular component: transcription export complex 2.
UAAUUUUUUGCAUUAUUGCAUUGUUGCAUUUUUUGGAUUUUCGGUUCCAUGCCCUCAUCUAAAAGCCUCUACAGAUUUUUUGCAAACACCCAACAGUUCAAACUGUCAGACGAUUGUUGAUGUUUGUAGUCCCGCAUAAUUCUACACACUGCGCGAUUUGGAAAAGUUUAGUAUUUCUGCAAUAAAAAGAAAAUACCUUAAUAAUAUAAGUGAAAAUUCCAUUACUUGAGUAACAAAACUGAGUGAGAACAUGUAUCUGCACGACUAUUUAAAUAAGAUAAUGCGUGUGUGGAAUGCGUACGAGGGCCAGGCAGUGGCUCGGUUUCUGUCGCUCCAAGAUAUCCACGUUAACGACCCGAACCUGUACAAGGAAAAUCCGGAUGCCGCCGUUAGCCGGCAGUUACCUACUCCGCUGGAUGAAAUCGUUUCUGCCCACCUGAAAGCCGUCUACCAUCUAAUGCGUUCCGAAGCGCCAAACUACACCGAAGCGUACCGUCACCAAACGAGCUGCAUCCAGGCGGUCGUGAAGCUGUUGCAACAGAUGAAGGAAGAAAAUUGGAUCCUCCCGAUUAUGUACGUCGUUUCGAUCGAUUUACGGCUAUUGGCGACUAAGUGUGAACAGCAAACGAAUUUCUCCAAGUGUGGAGAAAUCUUGGAAAAGGCCGCUGAAAGUCUUAUGUCGUGCUUUCGUGUAUGUGCCGGCGAUACGCGGUCGUCAGACGAAGACACCAAGCGACUCGGGAUGCUGAAUCUGGUCAACCAGUUGCUGAAGGUGUACUUUCGCAUUAACAAGCUGCACCUGUGCAAACCGCUCAUCCGUGCGAUCGAUAGUUCGAACUUUAAAGACAGCUUUUCUCUAGCGCAACGCAUCACGUACAAAUACUUUGCCGGCCGGAAAGCGAUGUACGAUUCGGAUUUUAAAAAUGCGGAAGAAUAUCUCAGCUUUGCAUUCGACAACUGUCCGCGAAGGUUUACGAAAAACAAGCGGCUUAUACUGAUCUAUCUCACCCCGGUCAAGAUGCUGCUUGGGUAUAUGCCCCGGAAAGAGGUACUCGAACGUUACAAUGUGCUACAGUUCCACGAUCUGGCUUCAGCUGUAAAGGAAGGAAACGUGCGAAGGUUCGACGAAGCGAUCCGCCGGCACGAAAUGUUCUUCAUAAAUGCGGGCGUGUAUUUAAUCGUGGAGAAGAUGAAGAUACUCACGUACCGAAACCUGUUCAAGAAGGUACACCAAACACUGCAAACGCAUCAGAUCGAUAUGAACGCGUUCCAGACGGCGCUACAAUUUUCCGGCGUGGAGGAUGUUUCCAUGGACGAGACGCACUGUAUCGUGGCAAACUUGAUAUACGAAGGGCGCAUCAAGGGAUACAUUAGCUACCAACACAACAAGCUCGUCAUAUCAAAGCAGAACGCAUUCCCGAGUGUGGUGGCCGCUUGAUCCAGGGAGGAGGACGUUUUCGGCGCGAUGCCAAACAUUAUACAAACAUGAAGCAUUUAAUAUACGAGAAUACAUGUCUCCUCGUGACACACAGAAACCGUAAGCGUGGGAAACGUAUCCGCUUACAGGUUGUUGUUACG